CGACCUGUCGUGCCUCACGUAGUUUUUAAAUAUAGUUAGAAAGUCACAACUUUCCGUACUAGCCCCCGCCCCGGCUGCUCUCGUUGCCUCGUUCGUGUCGCGCCUGCUUUCUGUGUUUGUUUCCCAAAAUUUGGGCGGAGCAGGCUGUAGGUUUUUCUCGUCUUUUUACUGUAAUAUUUAUUUUUAUUCAACAUCGCCCCGCGGAAAAGUAGAUCUGGAUCUUCAACACCCCCAGCUCGGAACGACACGAAGUAUGUCCAAACCCGGCUACUUCUCCCGCCGGAAGGCAUCAAAGGCAGCGACCCCUCUGCUCCUUGGGAUAAUAGAACUAGCCUGCCUCGACGAACAUAUCGUCCCUGCGCACGCACACAGGCUUCAAGUUGUAGAGCAUUCGUUAUGGCAUUCUCAAACGUUACAUUCUCAACUGUUACAUGAUUUGUCAUGCAAAAAAUACAUGAGCCGCCAGACAAUCAAGCUGCUUCGCAUGACAAAUUAUCGAAGGGCUAAACAGCAUCUAAAUCUGUGCCAAAUUUGUAAUGCAAGACUUGCAACCCUGCCCCUUUCCCUAUUGCUGUUUUUGCAUCACGAAUUCGUGUAACAGUUGAGAAUGUAACGUUUGAGAGCGCCAUAUUCGUCCCAUGAAGUAGCAACAUCGAGGACGACGUCGACGGGGCGGAGGAUACAACAUCAAGCCAGGGCGUAUCAACUGCAAAAAUGUCUGGGUCUGGAAACUUGUGAUGCUGGGUGGCGUAUCAUGAGGAGGCCACAAGUGCUGGCUCAGCAUGACAAGUUUCUGAGCUUCUAGAUGUUGCCCGUUCUGCAUGACAGACUGCGUUUCUGCAUGACAGAAAAAUAGGGCUCGUGGGUAAUGUGCAUGACAGAUUUGAGGGUCAUGCGAGACAAGCAUGACAAACUUGCAACCUUCCAGACCCAGACACAUUUGCAUUUGAUAGGGCGGAGCAAGGUUCAUCGUCGAGAAGGAGCGCCGGCCACCGCCAGCAUAAGAAGAAGAUAUCUCAUCUCCAGCCCCGCAGCCGCGGCCAAGAAACAAGCAAAACAAGUGUCAAGACCACACCACAGGAGAGGACCUCCGAAGAACGAAGCCAGCGCGUGGACCAUGAUUCGACUUCAACAUCUGGAGCAGGUACUAGUAAAAGUCUUCCUGUUCAUCUUUCUUCAACAAUUGACGCAGUGAAGAACCCCGUCGCCCGCUUGCCGCCUGUGCCGUUUUAUGUGUACGAAGAGGUGGAGUUCAAUUGGCGGCAUCCUGGAUGCGUGUGGGGCCCGGACCAGCGCUCCCUUGCUGUGAAUGCGACUGGUGGCCCCAGUUCUACUUUGAACGAAGCGCUUGCCGAUGCCAAUAUGCUUCUAAAGCACUCAUCUGACGUUCUGUUCGCCGAGCGGGCCCUGGACCCAGAACUACACCCGUGGCGUAUAUGGAACUCUCAAACGUUACGCUUUCAGCUGUUACAUGAAUUUUCGGUGGCAGAAUAGCAAAAGUGACUGUGACAGGAGGGAGAUUGCUUACACCUCUCGCAGCACAAAUUCGGCACAGAUUUCGUCCAUGCUGUUGAAGUAGCACUUCAGCAACAAAAACAAUUUGUCAUGCGAAGCAGCCUCAUGGUGUGGCUGUUGUUUGAUGCUAAUAAAUUUUUUUUGCGCGACAGAUCAUUCAUGUACCACUCAAGCGUGUAGAGUGUCUGAGAACCCCAUAGCGUACGCGUGACCCUGAAAACGCAACACUGUUCGUGGUUCCGACGCUGUUGAACCUUCUUUCAGACGCGCAACUAGGCUAUGCCGAGUUGAGUCCGAUUUGUUGCCCGGCAUCGGCAGAAGCAGUGGCGUAUGCAGUGCAAAUAUGUAGUCUGGGUAGUUGUUCUCUGGAGAAGUGCACCGUUUGUCAUGCACAUUUUGCAUGACGCAUCCAUUUCCAUUUAUUCCAUCAGGUCUGUGAUGCACCAUGCCGUGGCAUCACAGAUUGUUCUGUGAUAUUUUUAUCUCUACUAAUGCCUUUAUUUCCGCAUGAUGUGCCUGUCCAUUUGGUGAAGAAACUUGUGGUAACCAUCGAACACAGAAGAUUUUCACACGAUCCAGACUCAGCAAGACAAGUUGUGCUCCGUUUCCCAGACCCAGACAUGAUGUUUGCGAUGCAUAUGGCGCAGGCAGAGAAAAUGGAGGGGUGUGAUGCAGAUUGCAGCGGAGGAAUGGUCUGUGACUUGGAUCUGGUCAAGCUCUUGGACUACGCGUUGGGGCGGAGUCCGUUUUUCCAGCGUAAUCACGGGGCGGAUCACUUGAUUGUAGCGUCCCACUACGAUUCGCAGCAGCUCGUGCAGUAUCGCACGGAAAAAGUGAUGUUUCGCUGCAACGAUAAGCCUGCAAGGCGUAGUUGAUCAGAAGUACGUCCUGUGUGACAUAAAAGAAGAUUUGUAUAGAUUUGCCAUGCGUGUACUUGCCAUCUAGGUGAGGUUGCGAACACAUUACACCUUAAAAUACUAGGUAAAAAUCCACUGUCUUCUUGAAGAUGUCUGUGAAAAGACAAGCAAUUUUGUCGAUUACGUCCUGUGCGCCGUGACGAGUCAUCUUCUAGGACAGGGAAACAGUUUUUUCUCGCGAUACGCAGCACACCAACGUCAAUCGGUUGAACGUCAUAUCAUUCCCUUGGUUCGAGUGGAAAUCCCCUGGGCCGUUCACCGACGGGGCGGCGUCGCCGUAUCCAGUGAAAAUCAUAUGUCUGCUGGGUCGGGAAGAGUGUAGAUCUUUGUCACAUUGUUUUUGUCUUUGUAUUACGCGUGAGGGCAGCGAGCGGCAGGAGAAGGUGAAGGUCUGCUUCGCAAGGAGCCCUUCUAGCAUCAACUUGACAGUUUUGAAGAAGGUCGAGGCCCCAAAAACCAAGGAUUUUGGUGCGAUCUUGGAUUUAUGUAUCAGAAGCAAUGCACAAGUUUGCACACCUCCAGAUGACCCAGGCGAGAUACCAGUAUUUUUUGUAAGGCAUACGGCAAAGCGGCUCCCAAAUUUACUGGUUCCUGUAACUUGCCCCGCCCACACUGAAGAAGUCCUUGCGGCUGGGGCGGUUGUAGAGGGAGGUGUUGUGGGCGGCAUGUUGCCGAGCAUGCCGGAGUAUGGAUUGCAAAUAUGUCUGGGUCUGGAAGGUCGCAACUUGUCAUGCUAAUUCUGGAUCAUGCAAAAAUCUGUGUUGCAUGAGUGCCAAAAGCUGUCCGCUUUUGACCUAACCGAGAUGCAGUUUCUCAUGCAGGAUAGGCAUGAUAGUGAUAGAACUCUGACAGAAUCUGUCAUGCUAUGUCAUACAUAACAGACCUCAUGGGUCAUGGAAAAUCUGCAUGACAAGUCUGGCAUUCUUCCAGACCCAGACAUUUUUACAUUUGAUACGGAGGGGUAUUUUUCGAUGAUCGGGCAGAUUGACACACGCCCCGAGUUAUCAAAUGUAAAAAUGUCUGGGUCUGGAUCUGGAAGAAUGCAACUUGUCAUGCUAAAUCUGAAGUAUGCAAAAAUCUGUGUUGCAUGAUUUACCAAAAGCAAAAGUCGUCCAGUUUUGACAAAGUCGGGAGGCAGUUUCUCAUGCAGGAUAGGCAUGAGAAAGAUCGCACAGAAUCUGUCAUGCUAGGUCCUGCAUUCCAGACCUCAUGGGUCAUUGAAAAGCUGCAUGACAAAUCGCGCACUCUUCCAGACCCAGACAUUUUUACAUUUGAUACGAGUACCAAUUUCGCAAGUGCCUAUGCGAAGCACUCAAGGUGGUGCCGAGGACGAGCGUACGCGCGGGGUCCAUCUGCGCCAGUAGCAGUUCGCCCAAGGGUGUGCAGCACCACGGACUUCAGACACCGGUGUAUACAAAGGAGUGCCCCGGCGACCCCGAUGCAUGGUCGCCAGGCACAAGUGAAGACAAGGCAGAAAUUGGAUGCCUCAUGCGCCACGCCUCGACCAGCAAAUACUGCGACGCACUCCACAAGACACGUUUUACCCUGUACGCACACGGGGACGUAGCAGGCAGCUCCCGACUGAGCGACGCGCUGGAACACGGGACGGUGCCUGUCUUCCUGGACGAGAACCAGAUUACAUCUUUGCCAUUUCGGGCACGGGUGCCGUGGGCGGACCUGUAUUACAGUGAAAAAUGCCCCCACUCCGAAAGUUGCAAUGAUUUGUGUUGCGAGGUUUCCAAAUGAAAACUUUUCUGUCUUGUUGCAUGAAAGGACUAUGAAUCUUUCUGAUGCAGAAUCUAGGCGCGCGAGAUAUCUUUUGCAUAACAGACCCGGCUGGUGCUGGGCUCUUUGCAAUACAAAUUUGAGCUAUAAUUCAGCAUGGAAAAUUUGUAAUGCUGAUAUAUGCAAGACGGGGAAUGUUUCUAUUGGAAAUGCUUGCAAUACAAACACCGCCAAGUUUUGGGGUGGGGGUAUUUUUCAUUGUAAUAACCUGGCAGUGCUGUUUCCAGCGACCGAACGACGAGGCAUCAAGUAUGGCGUUCUCAAGCGUUACAUUCUCAACUGUUGCACGGAUUUGUCAUGCAAAACUCUCAUCAGUAAUUUACAUCAUCAAGCUGCCUCGCAUGACAAAUUUCCGAAGGGCUGAACAGCAUUUAAAUCUGUGCCAAACCUGUAUUGCAAAAGGCGAAAUCUUCCCCCUUGCACUUUUGCCAUUCUUGCAUUACAAACCUAUGCAACAGUAGUUGAGGAUGUAACAUUUGAGAACGCCAUAUUAAGGACCCAGACUCUUGCGACCGGGACCACCUCGCCAACCUACUGCUGCGUGUGGCCGAAGAGGUCAGCGGGCAGCGGCUUGCCGACUACCAGACCGCGCUGAAGCAGUACCGGCCCUUCCUGUCCUGGACAGCCCCCGACAGCCAAGUUUUCGAUAUGAAAUGCAAAUAUGUCUGGGUCAACAUUGAACUUGUAAUGCAAGUCCGACAUUCAUGUAAAAUUAAAAUCUGUAUUGCAUGACUAACAAAACUGCGCCUCCUUUUGUCAUACAAAAGCGCAGUUUCUCAUACGGACUGCGCUUGAGAAAGUCUUCGGUAAACUUGUCAUGCUUGGCUGGUGCACUUGGAAGGAUUUCAAUCAUGCACAUUUCAGCAUCACAAGUUUCCAGACCCAGACACUUUUGCAUUUGAUAUUCGAGAUGUACCUCCAAGAAGCCGCGGAAGGGCUGGGAUCCGCCGCGGGUGGGCCGGAGGAACACGGAUCUGAGCCGGGGAAAGUGUGGGAGGUACUCAUUAGUCCUUCUCGUUAUCUUAAUAGAUGCGGCGCUUUAGAUGAAGCCAAGCCUUUCUUCCCGGUACAUCUACAUUUACAGGGAACAAGAGCGGCUUCGAAAACCUUUUGGCAAAUAAGCAAAGAAAACGCUUAUUCAAUUGGUUCCGAUAGAGAAUUACAAACAUAUGAAUUCAUUUUUCAUUUUCCAGGCGGCAGGAGAUCGAGAUUCGGCCACGUAUCGAAGGCAAAUCUGACUGAGUCGGGAUAAGGGCUGAUAUUUGUCAUGCAGCUUUAUCAGCAUGCUCUCUGUCUCUGUGGUUGUCAUGCAAGACAGAUGGUACUAUGCGUGAUUCACACGACGCAUCAAGAGUGCGCACCACUUCUAGCGACCUGGGCACGUUUGCAUUCCAUACCACGGUAAUGGGGACGAUCCGGAAGUAGUGAUCAGUGGCCAGCUGACGAUAUCCUACUGAUGAGUACACUUACACACAUUUUGAUUUUAUGGUAUACAACGAGCAGAAAAAUCAUAACUUGAUAGCGCAGGGGCACCUUUUUUGUCAUGCAAAAACAAAAUGCAACAACUGGUAAUGCGCUGCUGCCUAUGCUUGAUACGGCCAUGACAAAGACGUCAUUGAAUUUCUCAUGCUGAUGAACAGCCGACCCCUACUUUUUUUGUAUAUCUAUAUACCGAAGGAUUCAGGUUCAGUAUGGGGCAAUGCGUGUACUACUUUCCCGUAGGAUAGACGACUGAGCAGAUCCGAGCGUGCGCUGAGGACGACGCAAGACCCGGGUGUUGCUAAGGAGAAUCGUUGCGCCCUUCAUCUAUGCUUCCCCCCCCCCCUCUUCCGAAGCAUCUUUAUUCAUUUACGUGUAUUAUUUAUAGUAGUGCUACUCUUUUAUUUUUUUAUUUACCUGCUUUACGCAGCGAUCUACUUCGACAAACUAACCCCAUCGUCUGUGUUGUUGGGUCUUUGUUUUUUCUUUUUUUCUAACAUCAUCUAUCAUCAAUUUCAAUAUAUACGCAGUAGCACAAAACAAGAUGCUUCAUCUCCACCCCAAAACUACAAGAUUGCUUCAUUCUCCAUUCCAGCUCCACGCUAGAAUAAGUGGCUGUUUAUCGUAUCGGUCAUUUCCAUUUGUGUUUUACCCCAAAAAAACAAAAACUAACGCUCGUGGACGAAGAACCCAAGCAUUUUCGUGAAGGUCGUUUUUUCUUCUUGAGUCAUCGACAAAGCGAGACCCGAUGGCCAAGCUGGCGGGGGUCGAAGUGCUGCAGUAACAGCAACAUUCGUUGUUUUUUUGGACGUCGCAUCAAGCCCCGGCAGCACGGUGGCUCUGUAGUUCUACGUAAUAAAACUACUAUAGAAUAUUAUUCAAGAAGACCAUUUGUUGACGCCUCAUCGUCCCGUGAAGAACAGGAAGAUUCGACUUCCUUCGUGACGUGAUUCGUGCAGGUGAACUAGGUCUAGGGAAAAGAAAUGUCUCCUCGUACAAUUCUUUAGAGAAUUGGUGGACGUGAUGG
This is a messenger RNA of Amoebophrya sp. A120, 6723 nucleotides long. The record is from the annotation of a GenBank genome assembly. Lineage: Eukaryota; Dinophyceae; Syndiniales; Amoebophryaceae.